This is a messenger RNA of Acaulospora colombiana, 975 nucleotides long. NCBI's taxonomy places the organism in Eukaryota, Fungi, Glomeromycota, Glomeromycetes, Diversisporales, Acaulosporaceae. The record is from the annotation of a GenBank genome assembly.
AUGGAUUUUCAACUUUACCUGGGUCAACCAGAGAAGAAAUGGGCAUCCAAUUUAACGGGCACAUAUCUCGACGAGAAUGGCGAUGGAGGAAUGAGCGGGAAAGAUUUGAGCGAGAUUUCUAAUCAAUGCAUUGAAAUAUUCGAUGACGAUACCGAAGAGGAACGAGCUAACGUCGGAAUGUAUACCGGAUGGGAAGAAGAUUUCGGUAAUCACUUUUUGAAGCAACAUCGCACUCACGAAAACUCCUUCAUCGACAUCGAAGGAAAUUCCCAAUCUUCAUCUUUGAUUUUCGAAGAUAUCAUUAUUGAUGAUCCACACAAUGAUUACGUGCCCCUGUCGACUCCUAAUCCGUCAAAGAGCAUUUUAACGUUCACAACGUCAAAUGAUAAAAGCGAAAAAUCAAAAGUUAAUAACGACAAGCGCGUUGCGAUAAGAGCCCUGGCGGAACUCAAGGUCCACCAUUCGGUAAACGGAAGACCAAUCCUAGCGCGAAUAAGUAAAGUGCGUAUAAUAAACCUGCUAGUGGACGAUUCCAUUGUGAUCGAAAGGAAAAGAAAGUUUGAAGAACACUCCACCGUGGUGGAGAAGAAAGUAAGGCUUACCGGUGAUUCCACCGUGAUCGAAAAGAAAGCGAAGCCCGCUAGAGAUUCCACUGUGACCGAAAGAAAAGUAAAUCACUCUCGAGAUUCUAUUGCGACCGAGAAGAAAGUAAGGGUCGCUGAAAAUUCUACGGAGACGGAAAGAAAGGUAAAAGUUGACGAAAAUUCCUCAAUGAAUGAAAAGAAACCCAGAACAAAGAGGAAUUAUGGUAAUUCGUCGAGCGGCAGGUCUCCUUGGACCAAAGGGGAAGAGAAUAAGUUGAUGGAAGCCGUUGAAGUUCAUGGCGCCAAAUGGUCUUUGGGUCCAUUGGGAAGUUAUGAAGAAGCGAUGCUUAAACUCGGGGAUUUAAAAAGGGGGUUGGUAAAGCAGCAAUAA